Penicillium cosmopolitanum is the source of this 714-nucleotide messenger RNA. RefSeq names its product kinase-like domain-containing protein. The record is from RefSeq and is a predicted model, not a curated record. The transcript is spliced from 2 exons. Gene Ontology annotation, molecular function: protein serine/threonine kinase activity; ATP binding. Gene Ontology annotation, biological process: intracellular signal transduction; intracellular monoatomic cation homeostasis; protein phosphorylation. Lineage: Eukaryota; Fungi; Ascomycota; Eurotiomycetes; Eurotiales; Aspergillaceae. Bases 1 to 714 code for a protein of 237 amino acids.
AUGCCCUACUGUACUGGUGGGAGCUUGCACGCUUUUCUGCAACAAGUAGCGAGGGCCAAAGAUGGCCUGUCACUUGAGGAAAUAAACUGCUUGAUUGUCCAGAUAUUGCGUGCAAUCGGCUUCCUACACGACCACAGGAUUGCCUAUGGAGAUUUGAGGCCAGACCAUGUACUCCUCACUGCCCGAGGUGCGGUGAAGGUGGGUGGCUUUGGGGAAGAUGAAGAUGCAGUGCGGGAAUUGGUCGCAUUCUCACGUUUUGAAGAAGCUUAUCCUCAGUCUGGACUCAGACCAGGCAAAUCACGAGAAUCUAGCUCGAAGUUGCUCCUGUGUGUACGAAGAAGUGUGUCGGAGUUGAGUACUCCUUAUCUUCCUCCAGAGAGGUUUUCCAGUCGCCGUGACUCUGUCCGUCAAGGCUAUACCCACCAAGAUAUUUAUGAUGUUGGGGCGGGUGACAUAUGGGCAUGCGGCAUGAUCUACAUGAUCCUACAGUCUGGCCAACUUCCCUGGCGCACCACCCGGACAGUGGAUCCGGACAAAUCCUAUACUGAAUAUCUUCAUUGCCGUUUGAAGCAAGAUGGAUAUGGCCCUAUACAGGCUCUGGAAAAUAAUUGUCGGAAUGUUAUUUAUGCAAUGUUGCAUCCUGACCCGGGCCUGAGGAUUACAGCAGAAGAGAUUCUGAGCUCCGAAAUGGAUGCUGGGAAUUGCUGUUUGUGA